Molecule: messenger RNA, 2772 nt
Organism: Melanotaenia boesemani (Boeseman's rainbowfish)
Lineage: Eukaryota; Metazoa; Chordata; Actinopteri; Atheriniformes; Melanotaeniidae
Gene: gopc
Product: golgi-associated PDZ and coiled-coil motif containing
Exons: 9
Coding region: 320-1657 (445 amino acids)
Biological process (GO): negative regulation of protein localization to cell surface
Cellular component (GO): membrane; trans-Golgi network transport vesicle; Golgi apparatus
Molecular function (GO): transmembrane transporter binding
Source: RefSeq, a predicted model, not a curated record
ACAAACAUCGCAGUUUAUCAAAUCAAACAGGAAGUGAACGAAAGCUACACACUACGUCAUGAGUUGCGUCACGACGAGAGAACCAAUGAGGAGGGUUCCUGCUGAUCCAGCGCAGCAGACAGUAGUAGUUGCUGUCCAGAUGAAGUCGUCAGCCUGAUGAGGGACUUCCUGGUCAGACAGAGAUUUUCUCAGGAAACACAGAUUUUCCAUCAUUAAUCCAGCACGAGCUCCAUUCCUCGGCUCUAAACGUUCAUUUAUCGGCGUUGCCUCAGCGGAUUAGCCCGGGAGCUAACGUCAACGUCAGCGCAGGACUCUGACCAUGUCCGCCUCGGCUGGAUGCUCACCAUCGGGCCACAGCUCAGGCCUCGGCCCGGCUAUGUCGAUGUUUCGAUGGCUGGAGGUUCUGGAGAAGGAGUUUGAUAAGGCCUUCGUGGACGUGGAUCUCCUGCUGGGAGAAAUAGACCCGGAUCAGGUGGAUAUAACCUACGAGGGGCGGCAGAAGAUGACCAGCCUGAGCUCCUGUUUUGCUCAGCUCUGUCACAAAACUCAGACGGUAUUCCAGCUCAACCACAAACUGGAGGCCCAGCUGGUUGAUCUGCGUUCUGAGCUGACUGAGGCCAAAUCUGAGCGGGUCGUGGUAGAAAGGGAGGUCCAUGACCUUCUCCUGCAGCUUCAUGCUCUCCAGCUGCAGCUCCGUGCCAAGGAAGGUCAAGCUGAGGACUCAGACACCAUCAAAGACAGACUGCCUACACCCACACUGGAAGAUAUGGAGCAAGAGCUGGAAGCCAGUAAGAAGGAGAAACUAGCCGAGGCAAGGCUGGAAGCAGAAGUGCGACUGUUUAAAAAAGAAAACGAGGCCCUUCGCAGACACAUGGCCGUCCUACAGGCCGAAGUGUAUGGAGCCAGACUGGCUGCCAAAUACCUGGACAAGGAACUGGCUGGCAGGGUGCAGCAGAUCCAGUUACUUGGUCGGGACAUGAAAGGUCCAGCCCACGACAAGCUGUGGAAUCAGCUGGAGGCAGAAAUUCACCUUCACCGCCAUAAGACGGUCAUCCGGGCCUGCCGAGGUCGCAGCGACCCAAAGAAGCCUCUUCCUUCCCCCGUGGGACAUGACCCUGACAUGCUGAAGAAGACCCAGGGAGUAGGCCCUAUCAGGAAGGUGGUGCUGGUCAAGGAGGAUCAUGAAGGGCUGGGAAUCUCCAUCACAGGUGGGAAGGAGCACGGCGUUCCCAUUCUGAUUUCAGAAAUACAUCCAAGCCAGCCUGCAGACAGAUGUGGAGGUCUACAUGUGGGAGACGCCAUCCUCGCUGUCAACAGCAUCAACCUACGAGAUGCCAAACACAAGGAAGCAGUCACCAUUCUCUCCCAGCAGCGAGGACAGAUCGAGUUUGAGGUGGUGUACGUGGCUCCAGAAGUAGACAGUGAUGAUGAGAACGUGGAGUAUGAGGAUGACAGCGGCCAUCGGUACCGACUCUACCUGGAUGAAGUGGACGAUGGCAGCAGCACUGCUCCACCCGGCAACAGCUCAGCAUCACUUCAGGCUUUGGAGAAGAUGUCACUGAGCAACGGACCGGAGAAUGGGAAUCUUGGAAUUGCCACGGAGACACCCCUAGACCAGACCCCGUCUAAGCCCUCUGAGACAGACUGCUCUUCAUAGAAGCUCUGCCGGCCAUCACAACUUUAAAACAAAGACUGAGAGACAAUCUGAGGGGACGAGCUGGUAGUUUCCUCUGGUCGGUGUCUUGUUGGUGGAAAAGUGUGUUUGAGAGGAAUUCUGUGGAGGAAGACGGAUGUUUUAGUUGUGACAGGACAGCAGUAGGAGGCUGUUGACUUUUUCAGGGUGUGCCCUCGUUUCACCUGACUUUGUUAGAUGUUCCUCUGGUUUUGGAAGGACUUCAAUGGGAAUAUUUUAUCCUGGAAUAAUCUAGAGAGGGAACUUUUUAAAAAAGAAAAAAAGAUUGUGUUACCAAAAAGAAUCUUCUAACGGUCAUCUUGGAUUUGGGUGAUUAUUGUAGUUAUCAGGGUGAACAUUAGUAAGAAUAUCAGAAUUUUUUCCAUAAAAAUGGAGGAAUUCUUCAGUGUUUUUCUGGAAUAUGAAGAUGUUUCCUGUCAGCAGACGUAACAAAGCCUUGGUUGAGCUGUUUGGCAGCUGUGACACCAUGUUUCUGCAUCCUCCUGCAGCAUCGUGAAUCGGUCCUCUUCUUCUGUCUUGUAGCUUGCCUGUACGACCCCAAACGUCCGCUGUUAAAGACACAUUCAGGACAAACCUGUCCAACUCUGCACAGAAAGCAGCAUGUCACAUGUUUUAAUGGCUGACAUGAGGCCUGGUUCUGAACCUCGUGGUUCAUUUUCUGUGUAGAAGGUAGGCUAGAUCACAGCUAGAUCCAUCUCUGACAGUACGGCAUGCUUCACUAUAUCAGAUUCUCAUUUAUUCUGUUAAGUGCUGCGUAUCUCCUUAGUUGUCAUUGUUGUCUGCUGUAACAGAAAGUAUAAAAACACCAAACCAGAGGAUUCUCUGAUCAACAGGGUGGGUUUAAUCUGUCCCAGAUAGCUGCUGCACGGUGAAUCUAUCUGUUAGUAUUCCAACCUGCUGGUGUUCUGACCCAAAGAUUCGUUUUUAUGCAGUAACCUCCAGAUGUUCUCCAUAGCUUCCACCUUUUCUCUUCAUUUCUCUGGUUCUUGGUUUGUGUUUAAAACUCACUAAUGAUGUGCAUCUAGGUCAACAGCUGUCAUCUUUUUUAAACUAUGUAAUAAAGAUUUUCUUCAGUUUGA